This is a messenger RNA of Pararge aegeria (speckled wood butterfly), 8223 nucleotides long. It is a transcript of the gene Etl1, whose product is annotated as SWI/SNF-related matrix-associated actin-dependent regulator of chromatin subfamily A containing DEAD/H box 1 homolog. The record is from RefSeq and is a predicted model, not a curated record. Gene Ontology annotation, molecular function: ATP-dependent chromatin remodeler activity; ATP binding; chromatin binding. The transcript is spliced from 15 exons. Gene Ontology annotation, cellular component: nucleus. Bases 126 to 2750 code for a protein of 874 amino acids. Lineage: Eukaryota; Metazoa; Arthropoda; Insecta; Lepidoptera; Nymphalidae.
UUCAUGCUAGAGGAGUGUGGUGCAAGGAUUUUUAAUUAAUGAAGAGUUUCGUGUAAUUAAAUCAACAUUAUUAUAUUUUUAUAACAAAAGUUACGUUUAUAUUAAAAUCAGGAUCGGUUGAUACGAUGUCUGAAAGUACUAGCCCUAGUGUGUUAAGUUAUCUAAGACAGUACAGGUUUCAGAGGAAACCUACUCCUGGUUCCAGUGGCUCCUUGACAGUAACAUCAUCACCAUCUGGUUCACAGCACAUCAUUAGGAUGCCAGCCCCAAACUUACCAAAUAACAAAAAUGCACCGAUAGUAUACAAGCGCAUCAGAAUUCAAGACUCUGACUCAGAUGACUCGUCCCCUGCUAAGAAACCAGCUCCAGUUUUGGAACUGACUACUGCAGUCAAGGAGAGAAGAUUUAGGAACAUGAUGGAAAUGUUCCCAGAUAUAUCCCCAUUAUUUGUGAAAGGCACUCUCGUGAAGCACGGGUGGAAUGAAGAGAGAUCGAGGGAUGAACUUCUUAAACAUGAUCCAGAAAGCGAAAUAAGCAGUGCUGUUGUUGUAUCACGGCCUGGCUUCUCAGGUCAACUGGCUCGGACUAAUGGCAUGAGCGUGGUAAGAGUGACCAGUGGGCCGAGAGGGCCAAGUACGGUGGUGAGAAGGACACUCUCUGGCAAGGGUGGUAGAGCAAGACGAGGCAGCAGUGGCAGCGAGGACGACGACUAUGGAGUGCGGAAAGGAAAAGAUGAUCGAGUUUACGAUAGUGAUGAUUCAGAUAAUGAAGUGACAGAUGAUUUGGUCGGAGAUAAAAAGAAGGUGUUUGAGUUUCUUAACACGAGCACUGUGAAUGAGCUAACACAGCUUAGUGGGUGCUCUCAGAAGAAAGCGGAUGCGAUCAUGGCACUGAGACCUUUCAAUGGCUGGUUAGAUAUGGUAGAGAAAUUCAACUCCAACAAAUUAAGCACGGAACUCCUUAAUUCGACUCAAGAACUACUCUGCACAAGAAAUAACAUACAGCGACUAAUGAAGAAAUGUAUAGGGCUGGCCCAGCAGCUAGAAGCGGCAGUCGCUGCGGGUGCGGGGAGGUUGCAACAGCCAACUUCCCUGGAUUCUAGCUUAAAACUUGCCCCAUAUCAGCUGAUCGGUCUCAACUGGCUGGCUGUACUCCAUAAACAAGGUGUAUCAGGGAUCUUGGCUGAUGAAAUGGGGCUCGGGAAGACAGUUCAAGUGAUAGCAUUCCUGGCACAUUUGAAAGAGACUGGGCAAGCGAGAGGAACGCAUUUGAUUGUUGUGCCCGCUUCUACAUUAGAUAAUUGGAGCAGUGAACUCACCCGUUGGUGUCCAGCUUUACGUGUGAGCAAGUAUUACGGACCCCCCGAGGAGCGGCGACAACUACGUAUAGAAUAUUCUAGAGGCCUGGACAAAAUUGAUAUUCUGCUUACCACAUACACAAUGGUGAGCAGUUGUCCUGAGGAGCGCAAAAUGUUCCGAAUAACGCCCUUACACUACGUCGUGUACGACGAGGCGCAUAUGCUUAAGAACAUGUCGACGCAGAGAUACGAUAACCUACUCAAAAUUAAGUCAAAACACAGGCUUCUUCUAACGGGCACACCGCUACAAAACAAUCUAAUAGAACUGAUGUCGCUUCUCUGCUUUGUGAUGCCGCAUAUGUUCUCUGGGAAGACUGAUGAUCUCAAAAACUUAUUCCAGAAGAAUGCUAAAGCGAAAACAACGAAAAAAGUAGAGCCAAAUUCCGAAGAUGACGUGCCAGCGUUUGAACAAAGCCAAAUUACACAAGCCAAGAGGAUAAUGAAACCAUUUGUGCUACGUCGGUUAAAGAGUGAAGUGUUACAAGACUUGCCCAAGAAGACAAACCAUACUGUGCCGUGUCCAAUGUCAGAGAAGCAGGAGAGGCAGUACAAAGAUCUCAUCGCUGGCUUCUCAGCUAAGGAUGGAACUAUACACGCAACUGUUGAACAAAACGGCAUGUCGAUGAUGAUGGACAUGCGGAAACUAGCCAAUCACCCACUCCUAUUGCGAUACUUCUACGAUCAGAAUACAACGAGGAAAAUUGCAAGCAGACUCGCCAAAGACCCGAACUAUAAGGAGAAAAACGAAAAUUACUUGUUCGACGAUCUCAUGUGCCUAUCUGACUUUCAGAUGCAUCAGCUCACACAGCAAUACCCUUGUAUCAGUGGAUAUGCAGUGCCGGACCCACUAAUAGAGGAUUCUGGGAAGUUCGAAAAGCUGGAUGAACUAUUACCAAAACUUAAGGACGAGGGUCACCGAGUGCUAGUGUUCAGUCAGUUCACAAUGAUGCUGGACAUCUUGGAGCCUUACAUGCGGUUGCGCAACUAUCGUUACCUGAGGCUGGACGGCAGCACUGCAGUGAAUGACAGACAAGAAUUAAUAGAUAGAUAUAACCAAGAAGACGUGUUCGUGUUCCUUCUGUCGACCAAGGCGGGUGGUCUGGGCAUCAACUUAACAGCUGCGGACACUGUUAUCAUACACGACAUCGACUUUAACCCUUACAACGAUAAACAGGCUGAAGACAGAUGUCACAGAAUGGGGCAGGUUAGACCAGUGACAAUCUACAGGCUGCUUAGUGCGGGUACAAUAGAAGAAGGUAUAUACCAAGUGGCACAAGAAAAGCUCAACCUGGAGAAACAUGUUACUGGCAUUGACGAAAACGAACCAACGGAACAAAAGAACGUUGUGCGUCUACUCUCGUCCGCACUUGGUCUGAGUACAACAAACAAAUGACAGGGGGCCAUGGAGGGCGUGAUCGUCAUCGAAUAGCGACAAGUAACACGCUCGUCAGCUCGUCAUGACACAGUAAUGAACACUCGCCGUGACCACACUCGUCAUGACUAAAGACAAAAUAGUGACUGAAGCAAUGCAUGUAAAUUGUUAACUAAAAAAAGUAGCGCGCCUCUUCUACACAUGACUGCAUUUGUCAUGACAAAUAAUAGUAAUUGAAACAGUGCAUGCAAACUGAAAAUACCGUAACAACAGUGCUAAGUUGAAACAACAAGUGAUAUUAAUAAAAGUGUGUGUAAUUUUUUUGAUUUCUGCAAAUAACUAUAGUGCGACCAAGAUGUUUAUCUGAAACUUUUUUCUGUGAAGUUAUUUGUGUGUUUGGAUCAUUUACUGUGCCGAACUUCUUGUAAUAUGUAUCUUCCACUUUAUGUUUAAACCACAUUUAAAAUAUGUUCCACUUAAAUUAUUGCAUCUCCAAUUGUAUAACAUUGUCAGUAUUGCAGAAUUUUGAGUAUAGUAAUGAAUUUAAGUGAACAGAUAACAUUUCUUUAAAUGUGCACUGCCUAUUUAUACACAAUACAUUGAGACUGGUAUACAUUAUAUAUUAAGCUAGAUGCAUACUUUUGACACUGUUCCUGUGCAACCUGUUAUGCUGUUACACUUGUGUGUGUGUGUGCUGUGUAAAGUAUGUUUCUGUCCUAAUCAUUAUUUUUAAUACAAAAUAUUUAAAAGUUUUCUAUUUUGCUGUAUAUGGCUAGUUGAUUUGGCCUACUCCCUAUGUGUGUGCAAGUCUUAUCUUUUUGAGACACAAUUUGAACUAAGAAUUCAAUUCGCCUUUUUAACAUUGAAUUUGAUUCUUUUGCAAUAAAUGAAUGAAUAUACUUUUAUUUUACACCAAAAAAAGUAGUUACAGAGAUAUAAAUAUAGAGCUAGAGAGUAUAAUUUGGUACAAUAAAGAUAAAAAAGCUUUAGUAAAUUUAUACCAACCUUAUUUUGUAUUAAAAAUGAUGAGAUUAUCCAUUACAUUAGUACCUUUAAUACAUAAAAUAGAUAGUUUUGUACAGAAUCUAAGAAUACAUUGAAAUAGUAAUUUAUUGCUGAAAGGGAAAAAAAUAUUAAUUCUGCGUUGAAAUUGUUUUUGGAAUAAGCUAUGCUGUCAUGAAUUAAUUAUAAUUAUUAUGUAUUUGCUAAACUAACUAAAAGUUAAGAAGUGAUGGAUUAAUUCUUAGCAUGCAAAAUCUCAUUUAGCACUUUACGAAUUAAAUGUAGUAAUUAAAAGUUACCGCGUUCAGAAAGUAAAACUAAAUUACUUCAUGUAAGCAGGGUAUAGAUAGCAUUGACCAUAGCAACAAUAUAAAUGCUAAAAAUGUUUUAUUUUGUUCAGCAAAUAAUGUUCACACAAGAAUUCGCAGGCUAAUGAAAUUAAUGAAAAAAAAGCAUUACCAUUGGUAAUUAACACCUGUUAAGAUUGACGUGUCUGCCACAACCGAAGCAAAGGGAGUUACAUAAUCACAAAAUUUGGAAUACUAGAAACUAAAAUGAACUAAAUUUAAUAUUAUUAAAAAAAGUCUGUGUCAGGCAUAUAAUCAAAUAAAUUAACAAAAAAGCGUUUUGGAAUUAAAAUAUAUCUGCUUAAUGAUUUGGUUGUAAACAAAUCCUUAACUAAUUAAAACUAACAGGUUUUGCCAUUGUUUUGCAACUGAUGCCUAUUUAAAAAGAUGGCAUAGCAUGCCACUUCUAAGACCUGUCAAUUUAGUUAAAAAUUUAUUGGUUUCCUGAAUUAAAAAUUAAAAAUAUCAUUAUCACUACAGUAUUACAACCCUGGGUGGUCAAGCAAAUUUCUCUAUUUGAGGCGGUCAAAUAGACUCAACUCCCAAAACCCUCAUAUCCCUCUCAACUCCCAUCACUCCACAAACCCCUACGUCAUCCUCGGCCUCUACGCCCCUCCCAUUUUCCCUCCAUCAACCUCUUUGGGGCUCUUGUGCUUUCCAUGCGUUGCACAUGUCCCGCCCAUUGCAUUCUUAACAGUUUAAAAGUUUCGACGACAAAGGUUUCUUUAAAAAGUUCUUAGUUUGUGAUUGUACCAAAUGCGCCAAAAACCAUUAUUCUAUAUAGCACCAAACACUGGUCUCUACACCUUCUUCAUCAUCUUUCUUGCUUAAGACCCAACACUCAGCGUCGUAUAUAAGUAUUCGUCGGAGCAGUCUAACAGAAGAGUAUUUUCAGACUCUUCUGAAUCUAAAAAUUAAACUGAACUGAUAAUUAGACUAUAGGUAAACUUUUCUUUUCUCAAGCAUGGCACUAAUUGGAGGACUGUCAAAAUGGUGUAGUUACAGUCACAUCUUUAAGUAAAUUGACAGGUCAAAAAGUAGUGCCAUCUUUUUGGAAAAUGGAAGAAAGAACUGAUCCUUUUAGAAAAGACUUUUUUAUGUUAGGGAUUUCAUUUAAUUCUGGAUUUGUAUAUAACUGAAUUGCACUGUUUGCUAAAAAAAAACAAAUUAUUACUUAAAAGGGUAAAAAGUAUAUAUAGAUGUUAAGAUAGAGAAGUAACUAAACCUAUGAAAUUGCUUGCAUAAUGUAUCUUACAGUGAUAUUACGAAGUAUUCGAUUAUUCAAUAAAAAUCAUUAAACUUGCAAAGUAUCAUGGUGUUAAUAAGAUAACAAAAUUAAAUUGACAGGGGAAUUUUUGGGUAGUUUAAUUAACAUCGUUAUGCUUGAGUUAAUAAUUUAUUUUAGUCAAUAUAGCCAAUAUUUGGAAUCGAACCAACCAGAAAGCAUCGUCGCUAUAAUUCUACGACAGUACAAUCUCACAACAAUACUAUUAACUUAAUGCAUUUUAGUGAUUGACUUUACAAUCUUUUCUAGAAUUUUAAUCCAGUAUAUUUUUAUUAUUGAAUUUAUUAUAAUUUCUAUAGUUUAGAAUUGAUUCUCUAUUGCAUUAUAAUCUUGACACAUUCAUAAUUUGCAGCUUUUUUAUUUGACUACAAACAAUUCCAUGCCAUAUGGCUGUAUGUAACUUACAGACUAUGGUUGGCAUAGAAAUAGUAAAAAAUAAUUUGUUGCAGCAUGCAAAUAAAAAAAAGUGAGAUCACUUAAUAAAAAAGUAAAUAUAGAAAGUUUAAUAUUAAACUGAAUAAAAGAAUAGAAGUAUUAAAAAUUUUAAUAGAAUACUAAGAAAACUGUUAUGUAACAAAACAAUUCUUUCCAAAACAGAGUUAACCCCUAGUACAUGUUUGUACAUGGUUUUCGGGUAUCAAAAUAAUAUUUGUCAGAAUAUCCAAAUUACAAAGAGGUUCCACGAUUGAAUUCUCUAUCUGUUUACAUUGAACGUUAAAUAAGCGAAACUGCAUUUAAAUUGGUUCAUCCGUUCGACCAUAACAUCGCUUUUGCGAUUGCCAACCUUAUUGCUAUUGUAACAAGUUCUAUAUUUGUUUAUUCGUUUGUUAUCUAAUACCAGCUCUAGCGUCGUAAUGAAAUAAUACAAAAUGUGUAAAAUAAAAAAUAUGACUUAUGCAAUCAGACCCAACACUCAUAAGAGAGCUAGAACCCAGAGUUUUAAUGUCAUUAAAAAAAACCUCUAGUAGUAUGUAUUUUAUCCAGUGUUUCUAUACUCGAAAACGAGAUCUGUUUAGGGGUACAGCAAUAAAAAUACUUAAAAUUGUAACGAAAUUAUAAUAUUAUUUAGUAAUUACGUAUUCCUACCAUAACCGAAUAAAAUAAAAUCAAUUUGUGAAUGAAUGAAAAAAUAUAUAAUUUUAGGAAAUUUUAUGUAUUUCCAACAUGUCGGAAUAUGAAUCAAUAGGCUUGAGAGUGCCUUUGGGCCUGAAUGGGUUGCGCGCCGCUGUGAAUAAUUUUGUAUUUUAGUUUUAACACUGAAUUAGCUUAUUUAUUUAUCUUUAGUUUAAUAUUAAGUAGUAUAAUUUAAUUUUCAUCGAUAAUUGCAUUCCUAUAAUAAGUAUGUUUUUGUUGCCUUAAUUCAAGUAUGUGUGUGUUUUUCACUGAAACGAGGAUAAGUCCCAAGUCCCAUUACUUGAAAAUUUUAAUAAUACUGUAUACUAUAAUAGCAUUGUAUAUAUAUUGUAUGUAAAUAGCAGAAACAAUAUUUUUUCAUAUGAAAAGUACAGCGCUAUAUUAGUCUCUAGAAUAAAUAUGUAAAUUAAUAAUUUUUUGUUUUUGUAAAAUUAACAAAUUAUUGAUUACAAUUCUCUUUUUGUCAUAAAAUGAAAACAAAGGUGUGUAAAACUUCAUAAGUGAAAAUAAUGACUGGAAUAUUUCGCAUGUCAGUCUACUGUCGUAAAAAUUCCAAAGUCGUUAAAAAUACUAGGACAUCGGUAGAAUAUAUGAAUAUGCUUCAAAUUUCGAAAACUGGAACUCUGAUUUAUAAUUUUUUUUAAAACUAGUACUUAAAUAAAACAAUUUCGGAGAAAAUUCUCUAUGGAUAUCGAAUACAAACGCUCUAACGUACUGUUUCCCAAAACAAUCAUCGCCAAAUAAAUUAGCUACGGAUUUAUUCGUUAAAAAUUGUUUGCACUUUAUUGUCAUGAUUUUUUUUAGGAUUUUCAGUAUCAAUGUCUUGAGCCGGGUCAAUUGCAUCAUUUCCCCAAUCCGAUCACUGCUGUAUCACUAAUUUUAAAGUAUCAAACGACAUAUAUCAUUGUGAACGGCUCCUUUGAUAUCGUGUGAUUGUUUGCGCAUCAAUUUGUCCAGUAACAGUUAGGGCUUGUUUAACCACCUUCUGACAAGUGUCGCAUACCUUUAACGUAAGUUUUGCCAUUUUCUUACUAUAUGUCAAGAGCCAAAGACAAAAUAUGCUGAAUAAGCUAUCCGACGCUUGUCUUAGAUAGUGAAACAACCCCUUAUUUUAAAGUUUUAUGGUAAAGUGUAUUUUUUUUAAUUUUUUUAAAUUCUGUUUUAUUGUUACGUUAUUGCUUAGUCGCAAGGAUUAGGCGAAGAUAAGGCAAAGGUAAGGUAAGGCUUAAAAACAGUGCUGCGACUUUUAGUGUGCAGCUUUUCUGAGGAAGCUUCCUUAUAACACAUUUUUAUAUUAUUUAGAACUGAUACAAAUGUUAGAAUUUUACACAAAUGUGUGACAUAAAUGAGGAUUUUUAGGCUUUUUUAUUCCUUUCGGAUACAGUGAUGGGCUCGCAAAUAUACGGUAUCUACCCAGCUCUGAGCGCAAUAUGAACGUUGCUUAGCUAACGGUCUUUAAAAGAAAAAUCUACUUGUCUAUCUUUUUAUCCGGUAAAAUAUACACUUUUUUACUAUAACAACUAAAUAAUUAAUCUAUAUAACAGAUAGAGGAAGUUUAGAAAAUUGACACAAAUAACGACCGUACUUUUGAAAGGCGCGCUUUAAUUACUUUACUUAAUUGAUGUGCGUUUAUUCUACACUUGAUUUUUAAUGAAUAAUUUAGAAAUGUAAUAAUUCUGAUGAUCAUUAAAAUGUAUUAAGUUAAUAGAUAAUUUAUGGAAACGUG